This is a messenger RNA of Fusarium oxysporum Fo47, 1674 nucleotides long. RefSeq lists its product as uncharacterized. The transcript has a single exon. The record is from RefSeq and is a predicted model, not a curated record. Bases 1 to 1674 code for a protein of 557 amino acids. NCBI's taxonomy places the organism in Eukaryota, Fungi, Ascomycota, Sordariomycetes, Hypocreales, Nectriaceae.
AUGGCGACAUCGAGACCCAAACAUAUUGAGCCCGAGCAUCUAAGAUUCGAAUUCCUUCUUCGCCAUGUUAAUGAUGAACCUUCGAUUGCCGAUACACGGUCCCUCACCGAAGCUGUCCGAAGAAUCAUCCAAACCGCCGUGAAUUUUGCGGUAGUUGGUGAAUUCGAUGGUGCAACUAGGCUUCUGGAAACACUUACGAUCAGGGGUAUUGAUCCAUUUCAGUACUCUGAUUUUGAAUAUCCUUUCUUGAAGCCUUGCAUGUUUUUCGCCUGGGAAGCAACGUCGUCGUGGCCUUCUUGGGUCCCAGAGGAGGAACGCGCCGAAGGAAAGCUUCAAGAGCUCGAAGCUGAAGGAAGAAAACACUGGCUUGAGAGAUUCAGUCAAGAAUGGGAAGUCACAGAUGAAACUGCCGAAAAGGCUUUAGACAUGGCGUAUAACGGUUUGACUACGAACCUGCCUGACUACAAUGGAACACUCGCCGGACAGGUCAUACAGGCAGAAGCCAUGGCUGCGAAUGGUGACUUCUCAUAUUCAGCGAGUCCAAACGGACCUAUGGCUAUUAGAUACAUGAAGAUAGCCAUGUGGUGGCGUCAAGGCAUUUUCCCAUACCCAUUUGUUCAACUGUACCGCACCGCUGGUUUGAUGAUUGCCCUGGAUAUAUAUCUGCGCCUGGGUAAAGACGAAAAGGCUCGAGAGUUGUUCAUGAAAGUGUGCGAUCGUUUUCACACGGAAGAACAAGUUGAACAGCUCGCCUGCUCUCGAGCCGCGUGGAAGCAGAUUCUUGCUGUUCCCGAGCGGCCCCUCUUGGACUUUCUCAACAUUCACGCAGCCAAGCUCCGGCCAGCCGUCUCUCGUGUCUGUCAAAUGGCUAAGAACCGCCUGCAGGGUGGUCCGAGACGUCGAUAUGCAGGCCAGUCUAUCGAGAAGCUGGUCCAUAUUAUCAGCGAGAAUACGUUCAAAAAUUGCCCCUAUGACAGGUUGGAUGCUUAUCGCCCGCCUGGCAACCUCCGGGAUCGACCCCGGAAUGCCAAUGCUCUGAUUCGACGGGGAUGUUACGUUACAGGGAUACGGACUCUGGAGGAGCGACUAGGCGUGACUCUUCCUGAAGACUACAAAGAGUUCCUCAGCAUCACAAAUGGUCUUGAUUCAAUGUGGGAUGGCCAGAAUCUUGUAGACUACCUGGCUGCUGCCCAGGAAGUCAAUUGGCAAGAGAUCGACUUCCUCGAAGGCAAUGAACUUCCUCUGCUGAAUGACGGUGAGCCACUAGCAUGGACGAAAAACAUCCUGGAAUGGCCAAAAGUCGAAAAGCCUCGGUGUAUCUGUCUCUCGGGCGAUAUCAACCACGAAGAAAGGGCUGGCCACUUCUUCCUCAUAGGUCAGGAUCUUCUUCAGCCAGCUAAAGAUUAUUUCUUCAAGACAUAUGAGAAACGGGAUGAGGUUCAACGCCGUGAACUUGACCGCCUUGUUGAGGAGACAUACGGCAGCAUGGAGAAUUUCAGAAAUCUCGAAUGGGGCUUUAUUAGUUGGACCGCAUGGGAUUUUACUGUUUACCCGUACCAUGGGCUCCAAGACUUCUUGGAACAGAUGGCGGAGGCGUCUUUGCGGCAGGAGAGGCCUUGGCUGAAUAUGUUUGAGCCGAGAUUUAGAAGGACGGCAAACGUGGAUGAUGCGUAA